AGCCAGGACAAAAACAAUCGGCAUCCUCUGAACACUACAACAUAAAACGGAGGAGUUGAACCAAAAUCUGGUAUCAUUAAAACACAUUUCAAAGAUACGGACACCACAGAGGGAGAGAUGGUUUCUCCGGUAACAGUGGUCAAAAGCGAAGGCCCAAAGCUGGUGCCAUUCUUCAAGGCGACAUGUGUGUAUUUCGUCCUGUGGCUGCCCACCUCAAGCCCCUCCUGGUUCAGCGCCCUCAUCAAAUGUCUGCCCAUCUUCUGCCUGUGGGUGUUUUUACUGGCACACGGCUCCAGCUUCCUAGGUGCUCACUCUAGUGCCCGCAAGAUCCUGGCCGGCCUGAUUUUUUCUGCUCUGGGUGAUGCUUUUCUCAUCUGGCAGGAACAGGGCUACUUCGUCCACGGCCUACUGAUGUUCGCCAUCACCCACAUCCUCUAUUCCUCCGCCUUCGGGAUGAAGCCCCUCAACAUGUCUGUUGGUCUGGUGGUCUCUGCUGUGUCCUCUGUGAGCUACAUGCUGCUCUACCCCUACCUGUCGGGCCCCUUCACCUACCUGGUGGCCGUCUACAUCGCUCUGAUCGGCUUCAUGGGCUGGAGGGCAAUGGCAGGCCUGCAGCUUGCCAACGACCUGUGGACCUGGACCAAGCUGUCGGCCUGCCUGGGUUCCGUGCUCUUCAUGGUGUCCGACCUCACCAUCGCCGUCAACAAGUUCUGCUUCCCAGUGCCCCACUCACGUGCCAUCAUCAUGGCCACCUACUAUGCGGCUCAGAUGCUGAUCUCGCUGUCAGCGGUGGAGUGCCAGGACGUGGAGGUCGCCAGGAAGCGGUCAUGAGGUACCAAGGGUUCUGUAGCAACUGGUCAUGAGGUUGGGAAGGUGGAAGCCGCCCCCCCCACCUCCGGCUCUGAGUGAUCAUGGACACACUUCACCGCCAGAUCCCCAACUCUCAACCCUCAUCUCAAUGUGGUGCUAAUACACCGUAACCAUGACUGGUCCACUAUCACCGUAAUACCCCUCUAGUAUGGUAGUCUCACACCUCACACACCUCACACACCUGUCUUUUUAACACAGAGAUAUACCAGUAUUAUCAUCUGUCCUCCGAUCCUAGAAUAGCUGUCUCAAGUUACCAUGGAGACAAGAGUAGUACUAUCAACCUGCUAUAUAGAGAGAGAUAUUCUUAUUUACUUUGAUCUAUUAUGUUUUAAUUUAAGGGCAGUAUGUCACUGGGGACCUGCUCAGUGUGUGGGAGAGCGAUUAUUCGUUUGUGUGUGUGUGUACAUUGAUGUGUGUAUGACAAACACCCUUACCUCACCUUCCACACAGUCCAACCACACAUCUACUUAAUGUCCUCCAAUCAUCAGUCAACUCUUUCCUUUUUGCCACUUUCUCUGUUGCCCGAGACCUUGUUAAAAAGGGAGGGUUUUUUAUAUUUCUGUCAGCCUUUUUAGGUUUUUGUUCCCCUGAAUUUAAGUCCGCUACUCUUAAAAGUCAGGAGAAAAUCCACGUGUGUUUAAAUUAUGAGCAGUCCUACACAAUUCAGUCACAACAGCCGCACUGCCUCUAUUCACUCCACUGUCUAACACGCUCAGAAAAAUACACUACUAGUCUCUCAGGAUGAAGGAAUUAGUUUGCUCUUGAAUAAGUGAUGGAGACAGAAAAAUAAUAUGACAUUGUAGGGAAAAGUUUGUGGCCUGCUGUCAAAAAGGGAGCACAGUAAACACUGGAGUCACAGAAGAUUACUGUACACAUUAUAACCUGCAGUACAGUCGCCUUUCAGGCGUUUUUUAAGUGUUUUGUUUGCCACUUUUUCAGCUCACACACCUGACACUUACAACCCCUGCUGCUUUAGUUAUUUGGAACAGUCCACAGGGGUUCUUAUUGCCGGACUGGAUCAGCCAACUCAUGCUGUCAUUGGCCUGGGACCAUGUUAUUAAGACUAACAAAAAGGAAAGGGCAAUGUUACUGGCUCUCUGUGUAUCAACUGUGCGUGUGUUUGUGUGUGUUUGUGUGUGUUUUUGUGUCUAAGUGGGCUGUUAGAAGAUAUUCCCUCAUCCGUUACCGCACACACACAAACACACACAUGAAAGUAUGCACUUUACCCCGGGGCAUCCUGACUGAAAAAAAAGAAGAAUAUUACAAAACAUGGAGAAGAGUGAACUGGCUUGUCAUGUGAGGGAACAGUUAUCUCAUUAUUCCUAAUAAUUCCCUGUCACAGGACACUUCAUCAGCUAUAAUCCUGCAAAAUCCGCCGAAGAUAAUCCCUGACAGGUUGUCUGAUAUUUUGUCUUUCAUCUAUCGCACAUUUUUUUUCCUCUCUCACCUUUCAUUAGUUUCAACUCAGAGUGUAUGGAUGGGAGUUUUGAGUGUGUGUGCCUGUGUGAGCGUGCAUAUCAACGUCUGUAUGUGUACCUGUGACAAAUCAGAACCAACUCAAGGCCAGAAAUGCUGUGAACCAUCUCAGUAUGAGUAGUACAGACUCUACUGGAUAUCUUUAAUGUAUUCUCUCUCAAGGUUCUUAAACUAUCUCCAUACCCCCUUCUCCUCUUGAAUGUUUUAACUUCUUAGUCUUUAAUGGUGGAGAUCGGGCGUGUUCAGGGUGGUAUGGCCGUAAGCAUCUCCUGACAAUUUUUGUCAGUUAAAGAUGACUUUAAAGCUCCUGUAAAGAACUUCAGGUUUGGGUCAAUUCUGGCGCCCUCAUAUAGACGAAUCGCCACUUCUUAUCUCUUUGCUGAUUCUGUCAAAUACAUGUGUAAGUAAGGUUUUGAAAAAAACCUCUCAUCUUGCCUGCUGUAACAGUCAAAAUUGGGGAAAAGGCUAUUUCUGCAGCUUACUCUAAAUGCUUUAAUUUGACACCUAUCCCAGAACAGCAGUUCAAGAAGAAGUCAUUCUUCUUCUUAAUGGUCUUGUUGGCUUUUUUCACUCUUAUUCAUUAAUAUUAGAUUGAGUCUAUUUCAUUAACAGUUCAAAACAGGAGCUUUAAGGUAAUAAUGAAUUAGGUCAAUUAUAUUCAUAUUGUGUGAUAUCUUAUCAUUCAUUUGACCUUUAGUGCAAGCAUUAACAUUCGUAAAAAAAAAGCACCUUGUAAUUAGUAUAGAGUAUGUCACUGGCUUUAUGAUUGAAACCACUAACAGUUUUUGUCCUGGGAAGAAAAUGAAUUUCAUUACAAACUCCAGCAAUCUAAAGUAUUCAUGUUUAACCUGUAACCUGAUAUACUGUGCUGUAUAUAAAACAAACAUGGAGGCAUGGAGAAGAAACAGACCCACGUUAUGGGUUCCUCCUGCUGGGUCAAUGACCCAUUAAAGCUGUCAGAAACACCCGAAUAUACAAAAAAACAACAACACACACACACACACAUAAAAAUGUGAUGAUUCACCGCAUCAGCCACCGUAAACGAUCUGCAGGCAGGUCAUGGUGUUGACAUUCAUAAAGCCCCCGUCUUGAACAUUAUGCUGAAGCAGAAAAUCUUAUUUUUGACCACAAAGGACACUCAAAACAGUCUUCUAUUUCUGAUAGUUCCUCAUCCUCCGUUUUGUCCUGUCAGCGCUACAUUUCUGCUUUGUCAGUGUGGGUUGUUUCAUCAAUCUGUGUCGCUUUGUUUUCUGUUCUGUUUUAUAAUGAGCCUCUCUCCUUCUGCAGACAUGCACUUGCCUGCCUGUGCUGUCUGAAAUCACAGUCUAGUGGAGUACAAGGAGACAUGCGGGUUUACGAGACUGAAUCUAGUAUGCAGUCUAAAGUUGAACAGUGAGGGAGGGACGAGAGAGUCAAGCCGUCUUACUCAUCCUUACUAUAUGUGGGCAACCUGUGUGGGCACUUCUUUUCUCCCUCCUGCCACAUAAAGCCUCUUGACUCGUGUUCUUACAGUUCUGAUGGCUACAUGCCAAAGACAGGCUUUACUUCAACUACUUCUGAGAAUAUUUCUGACGACCAAGUAACAUUUUGGAAAAUCUCCAUGCCUUUGUUAGCCCCUGGAGCAAAGAAUAACCUCAAACACCACACUGAAUCAGGAAUGUGCCGGUCAUUACGCCUAUUUGAAGUAUUAAGAUGUUAACCCUGAAAAUAUUGUAUUUCUUCGCCAAUGACUGGGCACAGAUAACCAAAACUGAAGCAUUGAAGAACUCAUUUCAUCGAGUAUAUCUCGUUAGUGUUAGAGCCCAUCUCAAGUAUCAAAACCUCUUUUGUAUUUGCAUGGCACUCGAGGUCCCCCUCAUUGGUCUUCCAGGAGGGUAUUGUGAGCGACACUGUAGCUGGUACGAGGUGAGGUGAUACAUGACACAAAGAAAGAGUCCUUUUCCAUCCUGCCCCCCCACCCCCACCUCACAGAUGGCAGGCCAGCAGGCGCAUCACUUUACCUCAGCCUGUCAACAGCACUGUUGUUCUGAGCUUUGUGCGUGCAGACAAAAGGGGACCUGAGAGAGCCGAGGGAGGCUGCUAUAGUCUGGCCUGAGCUGUGAAUAAUGAGCUGGAUCCACUCGCUGUUAUGGUAGGGAGAAGGAGUCUGCACUUUUUGUUCCAUUUUUACGUUUUCUCUCUCUUUCUUUUUGUGUCAUGUGAGCUUUAAUUUGAAACCAUUGCUGUUGAUGUGCAACAUUCACAACCCAGAGCUCUAAUUUUUUUGUACUCAUGCAUGGCAAGAAGUUGUCCACUGUAAACCCCUGGUGUCUUUUUAUUGGCUGCCAUUGACAGUCCUCCGACAUCAGUAUGAGCCUAUGAGAAGUCUGUAGUAAUAAUGCUGGCUUCUUUUUGAUAUAAGAACCAAAACUGCACUUUUCCACACCCAGAGUAAGGCCAGUCAAUCUCUCUUUUAAGCCAGCGGCUGAAGGGUUUCAAAUAAAAAUCAUCAGGUGUACUGUUUCCUUUUAAGUAUAUAAGCUCAAUUUUCCUGAACUCUUUGCAUUUCUUUCUAAAAAAGAGAAAACUGAAGUGAAUGUUCCAUUGUUGAGGGUUUAAGCAGAAGAAAAUGUUGCAUCAACGCUUGAGAGAAUCAGCAUUUUUCUUUGAAAGGCAUUAUUGCCCUUGAAGUGUUACAAACAUUUACGUAUCAAUCUUUUUUUUAAAGUGUUUUUAUUUUUAUUUGCAAAAAAGUCGCCCUAGAGCUUGCCUGUCAACGUGACAAAAAGCCAGGUUUGUUAUCAAGAUUACUUUGACUUCUUUUGUUUUCCCAUCACAAUCCAUUGUUUUAUGAACAAACUUUCUUUCUUUUAUUUUUUCUCUAAGAUAAACAUACCUUGUUGUUCUGGAUUUUCACUUUAUGAUUCAUUUCCUUAACGACUGUAGAGAUGAACUAGUUUUAUUUGCUGUAGUGAAACUGCUAUGAAUGUGAAUAUCUAUUGGAGAAAUAAAUGCAAUUGCAAUGCAACUUUAA
Molecule: messenger RNA, 5359 nt
Organism: Labrus mixtus (cuckoo wrasse)
Lineage: Eukaryota; Metazoa; Chordata; Actinopteri; Labriformes; Labridae
Gene: tmem86a
Product: transmembrane protein 86A
Exons: 3
Coding region: 118-831 (237 amino acids)
Cellular component (GO): membrane
Source: RefSeq, a predicted model, not a curated record